UCGCGAUUAUUCCGUCUCGCGGUCUCGCUCACUCAUGUCAUCAGACAUGGCGGUAUCCGUGGCGGUGAAAGAUGUGAACACUUUUCUCAGUCAGAAACAAAAUGUUUCCGACAAGGAAUUGGCCGGAGAAUGGUCUCAGCUCGAGGAGCUGUAUAGUAAAAGGCUUUGGCAUCAGCUGACGCUGAAAUUGGAGACGUUUGUGAAAAAUCCGACGCUCCAGCAGGGAGAUAAUCUCGUGCAACUGUAUGUUAACUUCCUAUCGACCUUUGAAAACAAAAUAAAUCCAUUGUCAUUGGUGGAAAUAUUGGCACAUGUGAUACAACAAUUUCAAGACAAACAAGAGGCAAUUAAAUUCUUAGAGAAAACUGAAACUAAAGUCCAGAGUAACAAUGAAGCUAUUGCCCUCUGUAAGGUUCUCAAAGGACAGAUUUUAUUGGAUAAAUUGAAUAAUCAAGAGCAAGCAAAAAAGAUUAUAGAAGACGUAGAAGCUAUGCUAGAUAAUGCCGAUGGUGUUACAACAGUUCAUGGACGUUUUUACCUUUUAGCCAGCCGGCUAUAUAGAUUACAAGGCAAACAUGCAGAGUAUUAUCGUACAGCAUUAAGAUAUCUAGGUUGCAUUGAACUGAGCAGCUUGAGCAGGCAAGAGCAAGAACAACACGCCUUCUUUCUUGGUCUAGCAGCACUCUUAGGCGAAGGGGUUUAUAAUCUUGGGGAACUGCUGGCACAUCCAGUCCUAGAAUCGUUAAAGGGCACACCUAACAAUUGGCUCGUUGAUUUGUUGCAAGCCUUCAAUGCUGGUGAUAUCGUCGCGUUGGAGAGAUUGAAGCCGCAAUGGAGUAAAGUGGCUGAUCUAGCUGCGCAGGAAUUAAAAUUGAGACAAAAGAUCUCCCUGCUGUGCCUCAUGGAAAUGACUUUCAAACGGCAAGCCAACAAUCGACAGCUGACAUUUGCGGAGAUCUCUCAGGAGACGCGUCUGCCUCUCGGUGAAGUGGAAUUGUUAGUGAUGAAAGCUCUCGCUCAGGGUCUCGUUCGAGGUGCCAUAGAUCAGGUAGCAGGUACCGUCAACAUGACUUGGGUGCAGCCGCGCGUUCUAGAUCGCAGCCAAAUUGCCGGGAUGGUACAACGUCUCGAUGGAUGGUGCAAAGAUGUUAGUUCGAUGGAGAAACUUUUGGAGUCUAGGGCCUCUGAAAUUCUUACUCUUUGAGAAAGAUUUGUUGCGUGGAUCAUCUUAUUAUUAAUCUGUUAUAUUACAGUGGAACGUUGAGAUUCACGCACUUACGAUUAUAAAAUCAGUUUCCUAACAUCAAUAAAUAUGAAAAAUUAUUUCGUAUAUUUGCAUUUAUACGCAAA
Formica exsecta is the source of this 1350-nucleotide messenger RNA. It is a transcript of the gene Rpn9, whose product is annotated as 26S proteasome non-ATPase regulatory subunit 13. The transcript has 5 exons. Gene Ontology annotation, biological process: ubiquitin-dependent protein catabolic process. The coding region runs from base 35 to 1204 and encodes 389 amino acids. The record is from RefSeq and is a predicted model, not a curated record. Gene Ontology annotation, molecular function: structural molecule activity. Gene Ontology annotation, cellular component: proteasome regulatory particle, lid subcomplex; nucleus; cytosol. NCBI's taxonomy places the organism in Eukaryota, Metazoa, Arthropoda, Insecta, Hymenoptera, Formicidae.